AUGGGGGAUUAUAGUGUGAUCAGUGAUGGCGAUUACGAUUACUGUUAUCAAGAUUGCGAGUAUUAUAAUUGUGAUUAUGAUUCUGACGGAGAUUCUAUGGAGGACGAUGGGUAUCUAAUGGAGACUGAAAUUAUAGAGCCCAUCAAUUCAAGUGGUCCAACCAGUAAGGUAAUCACAAAAGAAUCACUAUUGGCUGCACAGAGGGAGGACCUUCGCAGAGUAAUGGACUUGCUGUCACUGAAGGAACACCAUGCACGAGCCUUACUUAUUCACUAUCGUUGGGAUGUUGAUAAGGUGCUUCAAUUGCUUGUAGACAAGGGGAAAGAGAGAUUAUACGCUGAUGCAGGUGUGACAAUCACAGACCAUAGUGACCUUGCACAAUCCCAAUCAUCAUCUUCAGUGGAGUGCGGUGUUUGCUUUGAUAAUGUGUUGGCCAGUGAAGUGAGUGCCAUGGACUGUGGUCAUGUUUUUUGCAAUAGCUGUUGGACUUCACAUUUCAUUGUGAAGAUAAAUGAGGGUCAGAGUAGACGCAUUCAGUGCAUGACACCCCAGUGCAAUGCUGUAUGUGACAAUGUGAAAGUCAGGCAUUUUGUUAGUGCAAGGGAUCCUUAUCUAGCAGAGAAAUUUGAUCGAUUUCUUUUAGAGUCAUAUGUUGAGGAUAAUAGAAGAGUGAAAUGGUGCCCUAGUGUUCCCCACUGUGGAAAUGCAAUACAAGUCGAUGAUGAUGUACUUUGUGAGGUUGAAUGUGCUUGCGGCGUACAGUUUUGUUUUAGUUGCUCUUCUGAAGCACAUUCACCUUGUUCGUGUCGAAUGUGGGAGUGUUGGUCAAAGAAAUGCCAGGAUGAAUCAGAGACAGUCAAUUGGAUUACAGUUCAUACAAAGCCCUGCCCAAAAUGUCACAAGGCUGUUGAAAAGAAUGGAGGAUGCAACCUAGUACGCUGUAUUUGUGGGCAAGCAUUUUGUUGGCUCUGCGGCUGUGCCACUGGUAGAGAGCAUACUUGGGAAAGAAUCAGCGGUCACAGUUGUGGGAGAUAUAAAGAUGACCAUGAAAAGAAAGCUGCUUGUGCGGAAAGGAAUCUUGCUCGUUACAUUCACUACCACAACCGAUAUAAGGCUCAUCUAGAUUCUUUUAAGCUUGAAUCAGACCUUAAGGAAGCCAUUCGGAGAAAAGUAUCAAAACUGGAAGAGAAGGAAUCAACAAGUAAAGACUUCAGUUGGAUAACCAAUGGACAAUACAUGCUCUCGAGAUCAAGGCAUAUUCUUUCACUUACUUAUGUACUUGCAUUUUACAUGUUUGACGAUAACACUGAACUGACCAGUGAGGAAAGGAGAAUUAAAAAGGACUUGUUUGAGGACCAGCAGCAACAGUUUGAGGGAAAUGUUGAGAAGCUUUCAUUGCUUCUAGAAGAGCAAUUUGAUGAGUACGGAGAGGAUAAAAUUGAGAAUUUGAGAAUGAGGAUCAUUGCUGUUUCAGUUUCCACUGACAAUCUCUGCCGAAAUUUGUAUGAUUGUAUUGAGAAUGAUUUACUGGGCUCGCAGAAGUUUACAGUUCAUCAGAUAUCUCCUUACAGGUCAAAAGGUGUGCUGAGAGAUAGAAUUAGAAGACGAGAACAAUUUCCUGAUGGCAUGUGUCGAGUAAAUUCUCCGACUUCACCGACUAAACACAAGCGAUUCCGCGACCACAAGAAAAUUUUGGUUUCAACGAGCUGGAGGGGUUGUGGCUGGGACAAAGGAGUGGCUAGGAUGAGGGUUUGGAUAAAGAGUGAAAAAUGGUCGUUGUUGGAUGGUGGAGCAGGCUGUGGUACCACAAGUUGUGGUGGUGAUGGGCAUUUGGUAGUAGGUUGUGGUGAAAAGGAGGUGGCUACUAGAGUUUGCUUGAUGGAAGACAGUGAUGGAAUACUGGAUGGAUCACAGUGA
Dovyalis caffra is the source of this 1917-nucleotide messenger RNA. NCBI's taxonomy places the organism in Eukaryota, Viridiplantae, Streptophyta, Magnoliopsida, Malpighiales, Salicaceae. The record is from the annotation of a GenBank genome assembly.